UAUUGCGACUGGCGGUGCAUGCACGAGAACAAAUUCGUUAUCCAUUUGUGUAGCAGUAAGUGUAAGUUUGUGCGUUUGGCAUGCGGUUAACAUGUGGGGCCGCCCCGCCUCUCCUCGGCUUUCCUCUCUCCCGAUCACACGUCACGCUCCGCUGGUGACCUUUGCUGAAGGAAACUCUUUAUAGGCACACAGCAGCCCAGAUGCUCCUGGGAUCGAGAUCGUUUGUUUCAGCAAGAUGAAAAGAUGGAGAACCCAAAUGUUAUGUCGCUUGCUUCUGUGUGUCACUAUUUUACCAACCUGUUGGUGUGCUCAGGGGAAAUACGCUCAGAAGCUCUUGACCGAUUUAUUCACCAACUAUACGAGCGCGCUGAGGCCUGUGGAGGACACAAACACCAUCCUGAAUGUGACCCUGCAGGUUACGCUGUCACAGAUUAUCGACAUGGACGAGCGAAACCAAAUUUUGACUGCAUAUUUAUGGAUACGGCAAGUGUGGUUUGAUGCGCACCUCAAAUGGAAUAAAGAUGAUUACGAUGGACUCGAUACCAUCCGCAUACCUAGUAGUUAUGUAUGGAGACCUGAUAUAGUCCUAUAUAACAAUGCUGAUGACCACUUCACUGGCUCCAUGGACACCAACGUGGUGAUCCGGCAUGAUGGCCAGAUGAUGUGGGACUCCCCGGCUAUCACCAAGAGCUCCUGCAAAGUGGACGUGUCUUACUUCCCCUUCGACGCUCAGCAGUGCAGGUUCACCUAAGGCUCCUGGACCUACAACGGUAACCAGCUGGACAUCCUGAAUGCCAUGGAGAGCGCAGACCUGGCCGACCUGGUGGAAAAUGUGGAGUGGGUGGUGCUGGGAAUGCCGGCCAAUAAGAACAUAGUUCAGUAUGGCUGCUGCGCUGACCCUUACCCUGACGUGACCUUCACACUGAAGCUGAACAGAAGAGCGUCCUUUUAUGUCUACAACUUGCUCAUACCAUGUGUGAUGAUCUCUUUCUUGGCGCCACUGGGCUUCUACCUGCCCGCUGACUCUGGAGAGAAGGUGUCAUUGGGUGUCACCGUGAUGCUGGCACUCACUGUCUUUCAGCUGUUGGUUGCAGAGAUUAUGCCACCCUCUGAGAAUGUGCCACUUAUUGGAAAGUAUUACAUUGCAACCAUGACCAUGAUCACGACCUCCACUGCCCUGACUAUCUUCAUUAUGAACAUACACCACUGUGGUCCAGAUGCCAAGCCUGUUCCCAAGUGGGCCAAGAAAGUCAUUCUGCAGUACAUGGCCAGAAUGUGUUUUGUCUACGAAGUGGGGGAGAACUGCAUGUCACCUCAGUCGGAGAAAGAGGAGCCUCCACUCGUAAGGAACACCAACUGCGGCAUGAAUGGUCAGGCAGGGCCGGGCAGAGAGGACUGUGUCUUCAAAAUGGAGACAGGGCACGAGGCAGUGGGCUCCUCGUACGCAGAGGAGAGGGAAGACAUGGAUCAGACGAUGAGCCCAAUAGGCUCCAUCGGGAAGAACCCCACCAGCAACUACAGCGCUUGGAAACAUGGCAUUUACAUGAGCAUGGACUGUGGAGAGGCAGGGGGUCAGACCAGAUGCAGGAAGGGAGGUGUGAGCGAUGGAGAGAGAAGAGACGGAGAGGUUUCGUGCAACAGCCAAAGCAGUGAGAGGCAGGUACUGCGUAACAUUGAGUACAUAGCCAACUGUUACAGAGAUCAGAGGGCAACACAGAAAAGGACUGGGGAGUGGAAGAAAGUUGCUAAAGUUUUAGACCGCUUCUUCAUGUGGAUAUUCUUCAUCAUGGUCUUUUUCCUGAGCCUUCUCAUUAUGGGCAAAGCCAUCUAACAUCUGGUCUGACAAGCGGCCCUCACUCUGAGAGUGUUACUGUACCCGAUGAUUUAAUGGUAUUAAUGCUUUAUUCUGAAUGAUGCCAUCACCCACCUGACUGCAUUCCUAAUUAUUAGAAUUAGACAAUUAAUACAUUGAUUGGUUUUGUUGUUGUCAACUUGCAUUCCCAACUUUAGUCACAAUACUGUGUGAAAGUAAUUAUGCUCAUAAAUAGUAAGUCAGUAAAUCAACACAUAUUCCACAAUAUGGAUUAGUUCCUGUUAAUGUAUUUCAUUAAUCAAGGAGUUCAAAGACGCAGCCCAAAGCAGUGGCAAAUGAAUGUGCCAUCCAUUGCUGCCUCAGACAUUUCAAACAUGAUUACUUAUUGUUUUAUCUGUUAAAAAUGUAAAAUCAGGACCGUAGUUCUGAAACCAUUUCAUUAUUCUCAAAUUAAAUAGACAGAUUAUAUAAAAGCUUAAGGUAAUAAUUAUUUCAAUAUAGUGUGAUAGAUUAAGUCAUUUAUUUAUCCGGGAAAAUGUCCUUUAACUUUCAUGACAUGAACCAGUGAAUAAAGAAGGAUCAUUCAACUUUACAGAUCCGUAGGUCAAGUUUUACGACCAGAACAAAAGAAAACAGCACCCCAGGCUUCCUAACAUGGAUUAUCAGUUGAAUCCCCAUGAUUAUCACCAUCUGCUCUUCUCUUAUGUGUAUUAUACGAGGCCUUUAUGUGGCAGAAUGGGCCAUGAGUCAUUGAUUUGAACCCAAAGGGAAGUAAAGAGCUUAAUCAGCACAACUGUGCUUUGAAACAGUGUCAAUUUGAAAUAGUUUUGUUUGAGACAUGUGCAAGGUCAAGUAAACAGACCUUUCAACAAGACCUCAGACUACCACAACUUUACAUAAAAGGAAAGUACCUCAGGUUAUAAUCAUUAAGUCAAUUUAGGAUUUUGUCAUUCAAUAAGAAGUUUAAUAUCAAGUUAAAAAGAUACUUGAAAAAGCAAACACCUGUUCAUUUGGGACAGUUUUAUUGUUGGGAAAUCUAAAACAAUUACAAUUCAUUAUAUGCACAAAUCAAGUGAAUGUUUUGUUGUAUUGUGGUGUUGUUGUACCGUAGUGACACUGUAGCGACACUGUAAUUUCAUUUUGUAUGAGUUAUCAACGUUUGUUCAAAAUGUCUAGGCUAUAUGAAACAUUACACAGUCCAAGGAACUCGGGAGGAGGCAAAGCCAAAAGAAAGUGUGAUGAUAGUGAUAUUAAGUGAUAAGUGACAUUAAGACACAAUGGUAGAGAGUCCGUUACUGGGGUCUAGCACACGGGGGCCACUAGACCCUCAUUAUACCAUCUUGAAACUUUAUGACAUUUUCUGUUGAGCUUAAAAAUUCUACCUGCAAAUAGAUCACACGGAAUUGGAUGACAGAACACAAUUUCCUUUCCUUUUAUCAAAAAAAUGUAUAACAAAACAUUUGCAUUUAAUUGAGAGUGUACAUAAAUAAUGUUCUAUUUCAAUUAUAAAUGGUUUCAAUUG
Molecule: messenger RNA, 3335 nt
Organism: Pungitius pungitius (ninespine stickleback)
Lineage: Eukaryota; Metazoa; Chordata; Actinopteri; Perciformes; Gasterosteidae
Gene: chrna10a
Product: cholinergic receptor, nicotinic, alpha 10a
Exons: 5
Biological process (GO): chemical synaptic transmission; signal transduction; regulation of membrane potential
Cellular component (GO): neuron projection; synapse; postsynaptic membrane
Molecular function (GO): acetylcholine-gated monoatomic cation-selective channel activity; transmembrane signaling receptor activity
Source: RefSeq, a predicted model, not a curated record